Molecule: messenger RNA, 1192 nt
Organism: Struthio camelus australis
Lineage: Eukaryota; Metazoa; Chordata; Aves; Struthioniformes; Struthionidae
Source: RefSeq, a predicted model, not a curated record
UGGCGCAGGCCCGCCUGGCCUGGGAGGCCCAGCAGGCUCACUACCACAUGAAGCAGCGUAGCAGCUGGGACUCCCAGAAGGACGGCUCGGGCUACGAGAGUGACGGCGCCCUCCCCUUACCCAUGCCGGGCCCCGUGGUGCGAGCCUUCAGCGAGGACGAGGCCCUGGCGCAGCAGGACAGCAAGCACUGGAAGAGGAACACCUUCGAGAAGCUGGGCUUCCCCCAGAUCCUGCUGGAGAAGAGCGUGUCCGUGCAGACCAACCUGGCCUCCCCUGAGCCCUACCUGCACCCGUCCCAGUCGGAGGAUCUCGGUGCCUGUGCCCAGUUCGAGAGCAGCAGACAGAACAGGAACAUGAUGCCUAGCGCCAGCUGUGUCUUCCCCACUUUCAACCUGCGCAAGCCCUCUUCGGAGACGGACAUUGAGAAUUGGGCUUCCAAGCACUUCAACAAGCACACCCAAGGGCUCUUCCGGCGGAAGGUGUCCAUCGCCAACAUGCUGGCCUGGAGCAGCGAGUCCAUCAAGAAACCCAUGAUCAUGACCAAUGACCGCAACGUCAAGAAGGAGGCGUGUGAGAUAUUUAAACUGAUUCAGAUGUACAUGGGGGAUCGGCGGGCCAAGACGGACCAACUCAACGUGGCCUUGGAGAUUGCCACCAAAGGCUGGAGCAUGCAGGGCCUGCGAGAUGAGCUCUACAUCCAGCUGUGCCGGCAGACCACCGAGAACUUCCGUUACGAGAGCCUGGCCCGGGGCUGGGAGCUCAUGGCCAUUUGUCUGGCCUUUUUCCCACCCACUCCCAAAUUCCAUUCCUAUCUAGAAGGAUAUAUUUACAGGCACAUGGAUCCGGUGAAUGACACAAAAGUGCCUCAGCACAUUAAAGAGGUCCUGGAAAGGAACAGUAAGAAGAAGUCCAAAUUGAGAAAGAAACCCAAGCCCUAUAUCGAAGAGCAUGAUGGGGUGGCAAUAAGCACUUACGCCAAGUACUGUUACAACAAGCUCCAGAAAGCAGCCUUGACGGGAGCGAAGAAGGUAUCGUCCGGCCUCGCGCGGCCUUGUUUCUUUUCCAUUGUCUUGCAGCUUUUUUGAAGAAGCGCAGGAAAGUGCACGGCACGCUCCGCUUCCCCAGGACCUGCGUGUCCAAGGGCCGGUUUGACGUGCGAGUCCGGACGCAGGGAACCCCUGUGCGAUGCUGG